Messenger RNA from Colletotrichum phormii, 2385 nucleotides. RefSeq names its product Six-hairpin glycosidase-like protein. Gene Ontology annotation, biological process: polysaccharide catabolic process. Gene Ontology annotation, cellular component: fungal-type vacuole. The record is from RefSeq and is a predicted model, not a curated record. The coding region runs from base 407 to 2203 and encodes 598 amino acids. The transcript is spliced from 4 exons. NCBI's taxonomy places the organism in Eukaryota, Fungi, Ascomycota, Sordariomycetes, Glomerellales, Glomerellaceae. Gene Ontology annotation, molecular function: glucan 1,4-alpha-glucosidase activity; starch binding.
AGCAACAUCAAGGCACUGAGUAUACUGCUCGCUAGUCUGCUAGCUAGUCUGCUAGCUGGAUGUUUUGUCCUAACCGAAUAGACCGAAUUGACUUUUGCUCGCAUCUGUCCGAAUGACGGAUCCACGACGAUCCCCUAUCCCCAAUGCUACCCAAGAGACCCCAUCCCUGUCCGCGUUCGAUUUGGGACGAACACGCAGGGAUCUGCAGCACGAUGAUGCCAGUAAUAAGCUUCGAGAGCUACUAUUGUUGUUCCGUGCCCAGCUAGGCCCGCACUUUGCUAUACGAAUAUGUCUCGGGGUAUACGUUUGGGAUAUAAGAGUUUCCCAUCCCAUCGUCGACCCGGAAAUGUUGUAGUCUGGCACUUCAAGGACUGAGCAAGUAACAGGUUCGUCAUACUCGACAAACAUGACUUUGACAAAGACGCUGCUCUGUGCCGUCGGCCUCGCUGCCAGCGUUGCCGCCGCAGACCUCGUCGACGACUUCAUUUCCAGUCAAAGAACCAUUGCGCUUAAUGGCGUCCUGAGCAACAUUGGACCUGAUGGUGCUUCGGUUGCAGGCGCCAGUGCCGGCACCGUCGUCGCCAGCCCGUCCAAGGCCGACCCCGACUGUAAGUUCAUGAUUGUCGACGAGUUCAUCCUCGGACACGACGAGCUCCAGGUCCACAUCGAGGACUACUACAAGUCCCAGGCCGUUCUGCAGACCGUCGGCAACCCUUCCGGAUCGUUCCUCCCGUCCGGCCGCGGCCUCGGCGAGGCAAAGUACCUGGUCGACGGCUCGCGCUUCAACGGCGAAUGGGGUCGCCCGCAAAGAGAUGGCCCGGCGUUGAGAGCCAUCACCCUCAUUACAUACUCCCGCUGGCUCGUCGACAACGGACAACAGGCCAAGGCCAAGGAUAUCAUUUGGCCCAUCAUCUCGAAUGAUCUAUCCUACACCGGCCAGUACUGGAACUCAACCGGCUUCGACCUGUGGGAGGAAGUCAGCGGCUCCAGCUUCUUCGCCACCCAGAACCAGUACCGCGCCCUCGUCGAAGGAGCUGCCCUGGCCGAGACCCUCGGCGCGACCUGCACGGGAUGUGAGCUGGCCCCGGACGUCCUGUGCUUUCUCCAGACGUACUGGGACGCCGCGGACGGGUACUACGUCGCCAACGUCAACACGCAGACGCAGCGCUCCGGCAAGGACGCCAACGUCAUGCUCGGCUCGAUUGCCGUCUUUGACGUGGCGGCGAGCUGCGAGGACCCGUCCAUCCAGCCGUGCCACAGCAAGGCUCUGAGCAACUUCAAGGUCUGGGUCGAUUCCUUCCGCAACGGCACACUUUACCCCGUCAACGAGGGGAUCGCGGAAGGCACAGGUGUUGCUCUCGGUCGAUACAUCGAGGACACCUACUAUAACGGCAACCCUUGGUACCUCAUCACCCUCGGUGCCGCCGAGUUCCUCUACGACGCAGUAGCGCAAUGGAACGCCCACGGCCAGAUCAAGGUCGACGCGACCUCCCUCCCCUUCUUCAAGGAACUCUACCCGACCGCCAGGGAGACGACCUACCAAAAGAACAGCAACUCCACCAUGGACUACGCCGGCAUCAUCAAGGCCGUCAACGCCUACGCCGACUCCUUUGUCGAGGUCGCGCAAAAAUACACCCCCGCCGACGGCGCCCUCGCCGAGCAAUUCAGCAAGACCACCGGCGUCCCGACCUCGGCCCGCGACCUCACCUGGUCCUACGCCGCCUUCAUCACCAUGGCCGAGCGCCGCGCCGGCCAGUACCCGCCCAGCUGGGUGCCCGCCGCUUCGUCCGAGAUCCCAUCCACCUGCGCCGCCUCGACGACGACCGGCGUCUACGUCCCCGCCAUCGCCGCGGGCGCGCCCAACGUGACGAGCUCCUGCACCGUGCCCGUCUCCUUCCUCGUCAACGCGACGACGUACUACGGCGAAGGCGUCUCUCUCCUCGGCAACAUUGCCGAGCUCGGCGCGUGGAACGUCGACAACGGACAGCCCAUGUCGGCGUCCGGGUAUACCGCUGAGCGCCCGCUCUGGAGCGUCGACGUCGAGCUUCCUGGAGGGUCGAAUGUCAGCUACGUCUACGUGCGGCGCCAGAGUUGCGGCUUCCUCUACGAGGAGAGGAACCGCACGCUCACGGUGCCGGCGUGCAACUCUACGCAAAAGGUGGUCGCGGACGAUGCGUGGGUUGGGAAGACGAAUGGUUGCUAAAGAGUAUAGUGCUAUUCGCUGGCACGGUUGAAUUCAUUACAUCGUAAUAAAGAUAGUUAAAAGGCCCAGAUAGAUAUACCCGGCCUUCUUUUAAUUUCCAAACAAGUUGUUACCGUCCGGGUUGCCCAUCAUGCCGGGUCCUGCGCCCAUACCAUUCCCCCCCAUGGGAAACCCCCCGAAGC